Odontomachus brunneus is the source of this 1858-nucleotide messenger RNA. RefSeq names its product putative ankyrin repeat protein RF_0580. Gene Ontology annotation, molecular function: protein binding. The coding region runs from base 282 to 1679 and encodes 465 amino acids. The transcript is spliced from 9 exons. NCBI's taxonomy places the organism in Eukaryota, Metazoa, Arthropoda, Insecta, Hymenoptera, Formicidae. Gene Ontology annotation, cellular component: nucleus; pi-body; cytoplasm. Gene Ontology annotation, biological process: piRNA processing. The record is from RefSeq and is a predicted model, not a curated record.
AGAUCGGAUUAUGAAUACCGGCCUAAGUGCAGAAUGCACAUGUACAUACACGGGCGCGUUUGUUACGUAAUUCCCUCUUAAUAAGACAGGGUGACUUCUGGCCACAUGCGUAGUAUGCAUCCUCUAUAAGAAAAAAAAGUUGAGAAGAAAAACGCGCUUGCGGGCUCGAAUACACCACUGCCAAGAAGAGCGUUUAUACUCUGAUUGAAAUAUUUUAGCAGUCAAGAAAGCAAUAACACGUUUAUUUUAUUAAGAUAUUCUCUUAUUAAGAUAUUAUCAUAAUGAAUCUGAUGCCUGGCGGUAUGUCCGAUGAAGAAGAAGACGAUGACGAUUUUUACUUUUCAGAUGUGAGCAGUUCAAAGAAGAACAUUAACUACAACUAUAGGCAAUUGUAUGAUGAAAAAAGAAUCUUUGAAAAUCGUGUGUUAGAUGCAUGUAAAGAGGGAAACUUAGAUAUGAUACAAGAAUAUCUUAAAAAGUAUGAUAUUAAUGAUCUUUUGCAUACUGGAAAGCCUAUAUUAUCACAUGCAGCUGAAAACACACAAUUAGAUAUAAUAGAGUAUCUAUUAAAACAUGGUGCAGAUCCUAACAGGCCUACAAAUACUUCAAACACAAUUUUGAUGGAACUAUGUUCCUCCGUGGAAAAAUCACCUGACAUAUCUUUGAAAUGCCUUCAACUUUUAAUAGAAGCAAAAGUUGAUGUAAAUGCUAGAACUGAAUCCUAUAGAGAAACAGCCCUAAUGCGUGCCUGUGCCUCACAAAAUAUAGAUUUUGUCACUGAACUUCUAAAACACGCGACAAAUAUCAAUGCUUAUGAUUAUAACAAGAGAAGCGCUUUAACUUAUGCUGUCAUAAAUAAUAAGGUUGAUGUAGUGGAACUUCUUUGGGAACAUUGUGCAGAUGUUACAUUAUUAGACAAAUUUAAUUUUACUCUCAAGGAAAUUGCUAAGGAAUAUCAAUCCACACAGGUAUCUACUUUGUUAGAAGAUUUGAUGGGAGGAGAUACACCUAUGUUGCACAACGAAACUUGGGAAAACUUAUUUCCAGAAUUGUAUCCUAAAAGAGAAGAGGAAACUGUAGAUUUCGAAUUAUAUCGUAUUUUAGAAGGGAUGAAUUUGGAAAGAUAUAGCAUCCUAUUUCAAGGGAUGGAUCUUAAAACUUUUUUACAAUUGACGGAAGAUGAUCUCUGCCAUUUAGGAAUCAAUCUCCAAAUUUACAGAGAACAGUUUUUAGAAAAUCUUCAUAAAAUUCAUUGUAAAAAAUGGGGAGUGAACAGCAUCAAAAUUGUUCAGAAAUCUGAACUAUACACAAUUCAUGAUAGUAUUAAUUCACUGCUAAACAUGAAACGUCAAAUUUGUGUGAUAACUUCAAGUUUUCAAUAUAUUAAAAAUAAUUUGACACAAUGUGCAAAAAAAGAUAUCCAUUUCGACUCCACGGAAAGUGCAAAGUAUGAAGAAGAACUGGAAAAAACAGAAAAUACUCUAAAAGCAUUAAAAGAUGAAGUAAAUCGUUUAAAGAAAUUAGUGCAAAAGGUUGAUAAGAAAUAUGCUAUUGGUAUACCAGCAACUUUUAUAACUCCCAAAAAACCUCUAAGCAGAAUCAGAUGGGUUAUACCAUUAAGUAUUACAUUAAUAAUAGGAUUUCACAUAUAUAGGACAACUUAUAUUCAUAGAUUAUAAAAUGUAACAUGAUAAUGAAAUUUUUGUUUUGAAUAUUUUCUUUUUAGUACGUUUAGUAUACUCUUGUAAACGCAAUUAUAUUUUUUUUUCAUAGUGCAUUAAGUUGUGCAUUUUAGUUCAUACAAACUCAGAAGAAUAUUUUUAUACAAAGGAGAAAUAUACAAUUACAUAAUAUAGUA